Messenger RNA from Hansenula ciferrii, 2109 nucleotides. RefSeq lists its product as uncharacterized. The record is from RefSeq and is a predicted model, not a curated record. Lineage: Eukaryota; Fungi; Ascomycota; Saccharomycetes; Phaffomycetales; Wickerhamomycetaceae. Bases 1 to 2109 code for a protein of 702 amino acids. The transcript has a single exon.
AUGGACGUUGUGAUUGGUGCUACUUUGGCUGGUACUCUGCUGAUUGCUUGUGUCUCUUUUCUAGCUGGUGGUCGUAUCUCUCAUAAUGGUGAAAGACAUCAAACAUUAUAUCAAAGGCCAUCGCCUCAAAUACAUCAAGCUUCAUCACAGCGGCCGUUUCUGACCUCUCAAGAGAAUGCAAAAAGAAUUUCAUAUCAGCGCCAUUAUAGUCAACCUAAUGAGUAUUCAAAGCUGAUUAAUAUUGAAGCUCGCCAGGCUCUUAAUUAUGUGGAAGAUGGAAAUAAAUCUGAGCAUGAAUCAGUGAAAAGGCCAAGUCAAAUUAUCAGACCUAAUGAUAACUCAAAUUUUGUUAAUAAUGAGGUCAAUCGGGGUUCUAAUAAUGUGGAGGAUGAUAAUAAAGCUGAAAGUGAUUCAGUGAAUAGGUCAAACCAAAUCAAUGUUCCUUCUUUAAAUAGAGAAAUCUCCCCACCAAAAACAAGAAGAAGAAAAAGGGGGAUUAGACAACCACUGCGGUUUAAAAGGGAUCAGUAUACUAGAGAACAGCUUGAUUUCUUUAAAAAGAUUGAAAUCGAAUAUAUCAAUUGGUUUAAUUCUAGAAAAUCCAAUGAAAAAGAUCUUAUCGGGUUCCAUUCAUCAAAAAUAAUCAAAGAUCAUUUGAUGACUUCGGAUCGUUGGGAUCAAUGGUACAAAAAUUCUAGAGAAUUUGGAUUAUUAAAUCAUCUUUACGAUGCAACUUACAUGCGCUCAUAUGAUGUUUUUAAUGGUCUUCAUUUAUCAACUUUAGGAUACUUCAGGCCAUUCAGAAAUCCAAAGACAUUACCUUAUCAACAUUCACCAAUACCAAUGAUUGAAUGUGAUUAUUUUAAAGUAAAUAAAGUUCAAGAGUUCUUCAAUCCUCAUAUAGCAACGUUUGAUAAUUAUCCCAAAUUCGACUUUGAUCCAUUAUUUAAAAGCACAUUUAAUAUUGUUGAAGAUUUAUUUAGUGUAUUCGAUGGUGAUUGUGAUCAAAUCUUAUCAAUCGCAGAAGCACAUGGUAAAGAUUAUACUGUUUUUGAGCUUACAGCUUCACCUGGCCUACCAUUUUUGAGAUUUGCUAGUGUAAAAGCUGACUGUCUGGAUUGGAUUUCUGAGCUAUCACUGAACACAUAUAGAGAUGUUCACAAAAUGGGUGCUAAAGCGUUAGCACCUGUUUGUUUUGGUAAAAAAUACAUUUUGGAUGAUUCAAAUAUUAAACAUGAUACUGAAGAUCAAUCUAAUAGUUCAAUACGAAGAGAAAGAAAGGAAGCGAAAAAGCUUAGGAAAACUGAAAUGGAAACCCAUAGCACAAAUGUGGAUCAAGAGGAGAGGCUUGAAUCGAAUGGUGAUUUCUAUAAUGAAAAAUACAUGGGCUCUUGGUGUUAUCCUGCUAUAACUACAGUUUUUGAACGAAUGUUCACCACUCCAAUUUAUAAUGAGAUUGUUGAUCCUAAUAAUUGGUCAAAAUCACCAUUUAAAUUACCAUAUGAAAACUAUUAUAAUAAAUUAAAUAGUUAUGGUAACUUCCGUUAUUGUGAAUUUGAAAUAUUAAACAUACAUCAAAAUAUCCCACCAUAUUUUUUGAGAAAUACAUUCAAGAUUAUUCAUCGUUGGAUUUUCAAUAAAGAUAUCAUUAAUAAUAAUCAUAAAGGACGUAAAGAAUCUGAUUCAUCAAACCAUAGAUUAUUUAAAGCAUUAGAAGAUUUCUUCAUAAAUACUUUUAUAGUAUCACCAAAAGGUCAACUUAUAAGGAAAUCACAUGGUGCAGCAUUUGGAUCAGAAUUUACAUUAUUAGUAAUUUCAAUAAUGUCAACAUUUUUAGGUGUUUAUUGUAUGCUUAAUCAAGGUGUUGAAGUUGAACCAAAGAAUAAAAACAUUGUUGUAUUAGGGAAUUCAGUAUCAAUGUGUGUUCCACAUACUUUUAAUGUUAUACAAAUGAUUAAAGAUAUUGAAUCAUUUGGAUUUGCAGUUGAUGCAACAAAUCUUCAUUUUGGUAAAGAUCAUAGUUUUGAAACUAAGAAAGAAGAAGUAUCACCCACUUCUGAUGAUCUUGAAUUUGAAGAUAUAAGUGCUUAUUAUGAUGAUGAACUCUGA